Linum tenue is the source of this 1706-nucleotide messenger RNA. The record is from the annotation of a GenBank genome assembly. Lineage: Eukaryota; Viridiplantae; Streptophyta; Magnoliopsida; Malpighiales; Linaceae.
UAUAAAUAAGCUUGUAGCACGGGACCCAGAAAAUUUAUCCGAAACCCAAACAACCAACCCAACCCAACUAGAUUCAUCAACGAAUUUCUCCCUUUUCUUCUUCGUUUCCUUUCCUGGAUUCCUUUGUUUCUCUUGCGCCUUCUUCCCCAAGCUAACUCCCUCUACUUCUUAAACCCCUCAAAAAAUCUUUGUUCAUCGUCAUUUCACAUUCCCCAUCGUCCACCGGGAAAUCAUGGAAGAGCAGAAGGGAUCGUCACCGUCGUCGGGGACGGGACGCCGGCUGGUGGUCGUCGGAGGCGGCGUUGCCGGUUCAAUGCUCGCCAAAUCUGCCCAAUUCACCGCCGACGUCACCCUCAUUGACCCGAAGGACUAUUUUGAGAUCACAUGGGCAAACUUGAGGAGCAUGGUCGAGCCUUCGUUUGCAGAGAGAGCAGUGAUCAAGCACCGAGAUUACUUCACGAAUGGGCGCGUCAUAACGUCCAAUGCUGUCAAUAUCACUGAGAAAGAAGUCAUAACCGAGGAGGGCGAAGCAGUUGGAUAUGACUAUCUUGUUAUUGCAACUGGCCACAAGGAUCCUGUUCCUAAGACUAGGAAGGAAAGACUUGCUCAAUACCAUUCAGAAAGUGAGAAGAUCAAGUCUGCUAGGUCCAUUUUGAUAGUCGGAGGGGGUCCUACCGGUGUUGAACUUGCUGGAGAAAUCGCUGUUGAUUACCCCGAGAAGCAGGUUACACUUGUUCAUAAUGGUUCAAGGCUGCUGGAGUUUAUUGGGCCAAAGGCCGGAGCUAAGGCGUUGAAAUGGCUGAAAUCAAGGAAGGUUGAAGUGAAGCUGGAGCAGCGAGUCGAUCUGGACAAUAUUGUCUCAGAUGACGCUGGCAGCAAAACAUAUCAUACCUCAUCCGGUGAAACUAUCCAAGCAGAUUGCCAUUUCUUGUGCACCGGGAAACCACUGGCCUCGUCGUGGCUUAAGGAUACCAUGUUGAAGAGUCACUUGGAUGGUAAGGGGAGGCUGAUGGUUGAUGAGCAUUUGAAAGUCAAGGGCACAAACAAUGUGUUUGCUAUCGGAGAUAUCACCGACAUCCCUGAGCUCAAGCAAGGCUACUUGGCGCAAAACCAUGCCUCGGUAGUUGCGAAAAACCUCAAGGUAACUUUGAACGGAGGAAGGCCGUGCAGAAUGAGCACUUACAAGCCAGGAUCAGACUUGGCAAUCGUCUCACUGGGAAGAAAAGAAGCAGUGGCACAGUUCCCAUUUACAACAGUUAGUGGCGUUCUUCCAGGCUUGAUCAAAUCAAAAGACUUGUUUGUGGGGAAAACCAGAAAGGCGAUGGGGCUAGACUCUAAUGUUGCAGACCACUGAAGCAUUGAUUUGUCGGUAAAAACUUGGUGUGACCGUGUUGUAUUUGUUUGUAUGUCUUCCAUACUGUUUUUACUUUCUCUGUAUUAAGGUUCAGCUGUGAGGGUUACGUCCUGUAAUGUUAUGAGCUUAUAGGUUCGAGCUUGGCCAAGUUGUUGUAUGAUAUGUUUUCUUUGUAGGGUUGAAUCCCGGGCAAUGCAAUAAUAAACUUUAUUAGGAGGAGUAGGACUUAGUUGGGAGAUUUUGCGCUGGUAUAUUUGGGUUUUACGCGGAUCAUAAUCAAACUUGGGCCGUAACUAGCUUAUCCCUCGACUUGAAUGGAAAUGGGCCUUGGUUUAAUGACGCCCAUCCGGCC